Papaver somniferum (opium poppy) is the source of this 2507-nucleotide messenger RNA. RefSeq names its product protein ACCELERATED CELL DEATH 6-like. Lineage: Eukaryota; Viridiplantae; Streptophyta; Magnoliopsida; Ranunculales; Papaveraceae. Bases 207 to 2294 code for a protein of 695 amino acids. The transcript has 7 exons. The record is from RefSeq and is a predicted model, not a curated record.
AACAACAUCCAUCAUUAGACGAUAAUCGUUUCUCAUCCACUCAUUCAUUCCUCUUGCAUUCAUCUUACUUUCAAUAAUUCAAGUUUCCUGCAAAAAUGUUUGCUAUCAUUUCAUAUAUAAGUUUCUGAACUGAGCAUUUGCAAAACAACAAGUUCAGACUUCAGACUCAUUUCUAAAAGAGAACAUAUAUACCAAGUUCAACUAAUAUGGGAACAACAACAUCAACAAUGGAAAACGAUAUAGAAUCGUCAGUUAUAAAAUUAUUUGGAAACAAUGUAUAUGACGAGGAGAUGCCGAUUCCGAUAUCGUCAUUAGAAUGCAUGGAGAAUAAAUCAACAGCAGCAAUGCAUGCACCAGAAGAAAUAUGUCUUACUAUUGUUGAUUCAUCACCUGACCAUCAUUUCCUGCAUAUUAACAAUGAGUAUAAUUACGAAUUGGACUAUAUGACUGUCGAUACACCAAAGAUCCAGCUGCAGCAUAAUAACGUCACCAAUGAUGACUACAAUUGUACCGAGUAUAUGGCGAGCGAUAUCCCAGUUGAGAUCAUCAACAACGACGUUACCUCUGAAGAGAAUGGAGGCCAAACGGACCAUAUAAAGAAGUACCAGUUACUGUAUAAAGCAGCAUUAAAAGGUGACUGGCUAACGGCUAAAAGGAUUUUGAAGGCAGAUUCAAAUGCAAUAACUGCAAAGAUAACAAUGAAUGAUGAGACUGUACUGCACGUAGCUGCAGCUUCGAGGCAUUCGAUGUUUGUUGAAAAGCUUGUGAAACUCGUGCCGUUAGAUUCCCUUGCAUUGAAGAACUCUGAAGGCGAAACGAUGCUUCAUGUUGUAGCAGCUGCAGGAAUCAUAAGAGCUGCCAAGGUUAUGGUGACUAAGAACCCUAACUUGACACAAAUGCCAGAUGCCAGUGGCUGGGUUCCACUAGUAACUGCUGUUUACACUGCUAACCCGCUGGAAGAGAAAAGUAAGAAGAUGGUCCAUUAUCUUUGCAGUGUCACUAGAGAUGAGGAGCCAAGUCCAUAUUCUGGUGUUGCGGGUGGUAGUCUAAUCAGCAUAACAAUUGCUAGUAAUUUAUAUGAUGUUGCCUUGAAUCUGGUCCAGCAAUAUCCCAGUCUGGCUACUGAAAAAAAUGAAUCUGGAUAUAGUGCACUGGAAGUGAUGGCGGCAAGGCCUUCUUCAUUCACGAGUGGCAGUGAGGCAACAACAUGGGAACGCUUCCUCCGCUCAUUUCGCGUUCAAAUACAUGAAAAGGAUUUGAUGCAUACACAAGCCUUGGCCUUGGUGAAAUGUAUUUGUAAAGAAAUUUCUCUUAAGAGCAGCGCAGAUAUUUUUAAAUUUUUUGAAGAUUCACACAUCUUAGAGGAAGCUACAAGAUUUGGGGCAUUCUAUAUAGUACUGGAGUGUGUUCAGACGUUUCCUGAUCUAUUAUGUGUUAAAAUGAAGACCAACAAUACCAUAUUAGAGGAAGCAAUAAAAUACCGGCGGGAAAAUAUGUUUAAUCUUAUAUGUGAAAUGAAUGCGGGUAAAAAGUUGGCUACCUCCGUAGAUGGCAACAAUAACACCAUACUGCAUUUGGUUGCAAAGAGAGCAGAUCCUCAGCAACUCAAUUCAGUUAUAGGCGCAGCUCUUCAAAUGCAACGAGAGCUUCAGUGGUAUCAGGAGGUUGAGAAUAUUGUAUUACAAAGACAUAGACAAAAGAAAAACAAUGAGGGCAAGACACCUCGAGCUCUAUUUACAGAAGAACACAAGGAUUUGUUGGAGAAAGCGGAGAAAUGGAUGAAAGAUACAGCCAAUUCAUGCAUGAUUGUAGCCACGCUCAUCACUACUGUAGUUUUUGCUGCAGUUUUUACAGUACCAGGAGGAAAUGUCAGCGACAUUGCUAGCAGUAAGGAGGGAAUUCCAAUUUUUUUGAACACAACCUCAUUCACUGUGUUUGCAGUUGCAGAUGCCUUGGCUCUCUUCUCUUCCAUCACAUCAGUACUUAUGUUCUUUUCUAUCUUAAGUUCACGUUACGCAGAAGAUGAUUUCCUCUUUUCGUUGCCAAAAAAAUUGAUCACUGGUUUCGUAACUCUCUUCUUUUCUAUAGCUGCCAUGAUUGUAGCCUUUGGAGCAGCACUUUCUAUUGUGCUUGAGCAAAGAUGGGCAUGGGCUCCAAUUCCUAUAGCAUUGUUUGCGUGCAUACCUGUUACACUGUUUGCUUUAUUGCAGCUUCCGUUGUUUGUGACAAUCGUUCGUUCUACGUAUGGGACAAUCUUUCGGAGAAAGGACCAGCAUAUGCAGUGGGCUUAUUAGAAAAAGAUGUAAACAAUAUUUGCAGGUCCCAGAACAAGGGGUAUUUGAGAUUCUAACUGAUCAAAUCAGUUAAGCGAGAUAUAUACAGUGCUUAACAUUUUUUUGCCUAAGUGUUUGUUACACCUCACAUUCAUUCAGUUACGUGUUUGUACAGUUGUCUUUUUUCUAUUUGUCACAGAUUCUUGAUUUUCUGUUAUCUUGCAACUGUUUCUC